Messenger RNA from Pseudomyrmex gracilis, 3235 nucleotides. RefSeq names its product isoleucine--tRNA ligase, mitochondrial (gene IleRS-m). NCBI's taxonomy places the organism in Eukaryota, Metazoa, Arthropoda, Insecta, Hymenoptera, Formicidae. Gene Ontology annotation, biological process: isoleucyl-tRNA aminoacylation. The record is from RefSeq and is a predicted model, not a curated record. Gene Ontology annotation, molecular function: tRNA binding; isoleucine-tRNA ligase activity; ATP binding. Bases 282 to 3173 code for a protein of 963 amino acids. Gene Ontology annotation, cellular component: cytosol. The transcript is spliced from 15 exons.
GUGUCGCAUUCGAUAUGGCGGCGCCCCAUUCAUAACAUUUGUAUUUUGGUUUAAUGCUAAUGGCGAAUGUAUUUUAUGUCAGUGCGGGAAACGUAAAUAUAAAACGUAAAUAAAACGAAAAAAACUGUUACCAGUGACACAAGUGUGCGGAGUGUAGGAUUGUGAUAUGUGAGCAAACCGUAGGUUAGAAUCAGAAAAAAAAAAAGAAAAAAAACAUUAACAAUCCGAAGACAUUUCAACAAUACCUUAUAUAAGAGAAUAUUAUACUUGUUAUUUAAAUAAUGUCCAUACUUAUUGCAAAUAUGAAACGAAUUAAAACGACGAAAUUUACGCUAUCGACGUACGCAAAAUUCUACUACGCAAUGUGGUUCAGAAGUAUGAGCAAUGCCGCGAAACCAAGUUACACAAAAACUGUGUUAUUGCCGCAAACUGAUUUCCCGGCGCGACGCAGCGGCAAAAAGAGAAUAGAAAUGGAUAGUUAUUUAAUAGAAAAAUGUGGCUUUUUGGAGUUAUACAACUGGCAAAGGAAGAAUCUUUCAGGACCGGAUUUUACUUUGCAUGAUGGUCCACCUUAUGCUAACGGAGAACCACAUAUGGGUCAUGCUAUUAAUAAGAUUCUUAAAGACAUUACCUUAAGAAGUAAGAUUAUAACAGGUAGAAGAGUACAUUAUGUCCCAGGUUGGGACUGUCAUGGUUUACCAAUUGAACAAAAAGUACUUAGUGAUUUAAAAAAUGUCAAUUCUUUAGAAGUUCGUCAAAAAGCUAGAAAAUACGCUAGUGAAGCUAUAGCAAAACAAAGACAAGUUUUUAUGUCAUGGGGUGUUGUGGCUGACUGGAGCGAGCUUGGAUGUUAUUUUACAAAUCAUGUUUCAUACAUUAAAAAUCAGCUGCAUCAGUUUAUGAACUUGUACGACAAAGGACUUGUGUUCAGAGCUUUCAAGCCGGUGCACUGGUCACCAUCUUCCAAAACAGCGCUGGCAGAAUCGGAAUUAGAAUACAACGAGUCACACCAAAGUAAAAGCGUUAUUAUUCGCAUGCAAUUGCAUACAUUACCCACAAGAUUGAAAAAUCUGGAAAAUAAACCAGUUUAUGCCCUUAUCUGGACCACAACACCAUGGUCGUUAGUAGCCAAUCAAGCCAUAGCCUUUUCCAGUGACAUUGAAUAUUGCAUUGUGGAGGAUAAUUCAAAAAACUUAUAUAUUCUUGCACAACAGUGCUUGGCAAGUAUUGAGCAGAAAAUGGGCUCGUUAAAAUUGAUUUCCACCAUCAAAGGAAAAGAAUUGAGUGAAGCUACAUACCUUCAUCCUAUUACCAAAGAACAUUUGCCAUUCUUAUCUGGACAGCAUGUCACAACCGAUAUCGGUACUGGACUAGUCCACACAGCUCCCGCACACGGUCCAGAAGAUUUUCUCAUCGCAAUUCAAAAUAACAUACCAGUACUGUCUUUAAUAGACGAUGACGGAUGUUUCCUUAAAGAAGCGGGAGACAAAUUCGCUGGCUUGAACGUUUUGACUGACGGUGCCGAUAAGAUCUUGGAUCACAUUGGUGUCGACGUCUUGCAUGCUGACACGAUUACGCACAGCUACCCGUACGAUUGGCGAACAAAGAAACCUGUGAUUAUUCGCGCGAGUCACCAAUGGUUCAUAGAUAUUAAUUCUAUCAAAGAGAAGGCAAUUGACAGCAUCGCGAAUAUAAGGAUAUAUCCGGAACAGAAUAGGACUUCCUACAUAAAUGCGUUGCUCGCUCAGAUUAAGCAGCGACCGUAUUGGUGUAUCUCCCGACAACGGGCUUGGGGAACGCCGAUACCGGUGUUGCACAACAAACGAACUGGUGAUGCGUACACAAGCAGAAAAUGGAUUGAGAGAUUGUGCAAAUUGAUGGAACGACACGGUGCUGAUUUUUGGUGGGAACUGCCGACUGAGAAAUUAAUUGGUCGCGACCUUCGACAAGAAUUGAACAAUGACAUAGGCGACUUGGAGAAAGGAACCGAUAUCAUGGACAUUUGGUUGGAUAGCGGUCUCUCAUGGUCGGCCGUUUUGCCUCAAUGUAAAGCGGACUUGUAUUUAGAAGGAUCGGACCAAUUUCGCGGUUGGUUUCAGUCAUCAUUGCUAACAUCCAUUGCUCUUCAAGAACGUUCUCCUUACAGUGCACUAUUUGUACAUGGAUUUGCUGUGGACGAUAAAGCUUCGAAAAUGUCGAAAUCGGUUGGAAACGUUGUAAAUCCCGAAGUGAUCACCAAAGGUGGAAAGAACUUGGAUAAAAAUCCAAUAUAUGGUGUCGACACUCUGAGGUGGUGGGUGGCUAGUCACGGAUGCCAGCACAGUCAGGUACCGGUCACGACGACGUUGUUGCGCGAGAGUCACGAAUCUAUACAGAGAUUACGUUCGGUUUUACGAUUCUUGUUAGGCGUUUUACAUUCGCAUAAGGACGGUAUCGUAACCGAAUCGGAAUAUCUUUACCUUGACAAGUAUAUGCUGCACGUUUUGCAUCAAUAUAACAAAGAAGUCCAAAUCUUGUACGAUGAUUAUUUGUAUCAUCACGUAUGUAAAAAAAUAAUAAAUUUCUUGGCGAAUACCGUGUCACCGGUGUACUGUCACUUGACCAAAGAUCGACUUUAUUGCGAUGACGCGGCGUCGCCAACGCGACUGGCUGUUGUGGAAGUGAUGCGCGAAACCUUGACCGUACUCACAAGAUCUAUCGCGCCGAUUGUCCCGCAUCUGGCGGAAGAAGUAUGGUUGUACUAUCCGGAAAAUUUAGCGUCAGUGCCGUUGUAUCAUACUGAAUACGAAGUGCCGAAAAUUUGGCAUCAACCCGAAAUCGCUAAACACGUAGAGACGGCUCUAAGUUUGCGGGGCAAAGUGAAUACGUUGGCUGAUGAUAACACAUGGAAAUUUUCUGGUACUAUAACAGCUUCAAAAAACGAUUAUGAAUCGCUCUCAAUAUUGCAAAAAAAUCAAGAAUCCUCUACCUCGGAAUUGUGUGAAAUCUUGCAACUUUCGUCAAUCACGUUGCUAAAUUCGCUCACAGCGGACGAGACGCAAAUUAAAUUACAUACCGUCGAAAAACUGCUCUGCCAAAGAUGUAGGAGGCAUCUCGAGUUGAACAGCAACGGCUUGUGCAGUCGUUGCAUCAAGGUGCUCGACGUAACAAAUGUAUCAUCGAUAUCUUUGUAAAAUGUAAUUACUUAUAAAUUUCUUAUGAACUAUCGCUUCUUUUGCUAAAUAAACAAAUUUAA